Molecule: messenger RNA, 1900 nt
Organism: Morus notabilis
Lineage: Eukaryota; Viridiplantae; Streptophyta; Magnoliopsida; Rosales; Moraceae
Product: probable WRKY transcription factor 72
Exons: 6
Coding region: 86-1900 (604 amino acids)
Biological process (GO): regulation of DNA-templated transcription
Molecular function (GO): sequence-specific DNA binding; DNA-binding transcription factor activity
Source: RefSeq, a predicted model, not a curated record
UAUAAGAAGCUGGGUCAAUUAAAAGCAAGAUUGGAAAACGAAAACAGAAAACUCCUGGAGAAUCCUUGUUGGUGCUACGGUUAAUAUGAAACAAGACAAGAAAGAAAUGGGAUCCAAGAUUAACGGCGACGAAGAGGAUACUUCUUCAGUGAUUAACAAGGAAAGGGAUGGGUGCCAAGUUGUUGUACUAGAGCAAAACAUUAAUUUGGAGCCUUCUUCUCCCAGCGGAAAUAAUGAUUUAGCCAUUAUCAAAGAGGAAACUGCGGCGACCAAGAGUAAUAAUGCUACUGAUCCAUCGAAAUGGGAGACAAAUUCAGAUCAUAGCUCACCCUCAAUAUUAAAGAAUGAGCAGGAGGAUAAGCUAAAAUCAGCUUACAAAGCCCAAAUGGGCGAGGUUAGAGAAGAAAACGAAAGAUUAAAGUUAUUAUUGGUGCGAAUCAUGACGGAUUACAAGUCUCUUCAAUCGCAGUUCUCCGACAUUCUUCGCCAACAAGAAGCUAAGCCUAAACCUAUUAAUGAUCACUGCAAAUCUCCUGAUGAUGAUCAUCAUCAUCAUCAACCUGCGGCUCCCCAUGAUGAUGAUCAACUUGUUUCCCUUAGCCUUGGAAGAAUAUCAAGCACUGCUAAAGAUGAGCCAAUAAAGAAUGAUGAGAUCAUAAUGAAAGAGACUAGCAGCUGGAGUAAUAUUGAUCAUAAAGAUCAUGAUCAAGACCAGGGACUCAAUGAUGGAGAUCAACUUGCAUUAGCAUUGGGAUCGUUGUCGGAGACUACGAAGAAUUCAAAUUCUGACAACAGCUUUGAUCAUGAUCAUAAGGAGGUCCAGAAGGAAUUAGAUGGUGAGGAUGUCGAGCCCUCGGAAAUGUGGCCGCCGAGUAAAGUUCGCAAGACGGCGAGAUCAAGAGGUACUGAUCAUGAAGAUCACGAUGACAGCGUUUCACAAACAUCACCUUUGAAGAAAGCUAGGGUUUCAGUCCGAGCUAGAUGCGAUGCCCCAACGAUGAAUGAUGGAUGCCAAUGGAGAAAAUAUGGUCAAAAAAUAGCCAAAGGAAAUCCAUGCCCUAGAGCAUACUAUCGUUGCACAGUCUCACCAACUUGUCCGGUCAGAAAACAGGUUCAAAGAUGCGCUGAGGACAUGUCCAUCUUGAUCACCACCUACGAAGGAACUCACAACCACCCGCUUCCCAUCUCCGCCACCGCCAUGGCCUCCACCACCUCCGCUGCCGCCUCCAUGCUUCAAUCUCACUCAACCACCUCCUCUUCACAACCACCGUUACUACUUCCUUCAGCCAUAUUACCGGGCCCCAUCUCCGCCGCAACCUCUUCCAAAACUAACUUCCCUCCAGGGCUCAACUUCAACACCGCCACCGCCACCACUACCAAUCUCUUCCAAAACUCACUAAUCAGAUCAUCACCACAACACCAAUUCUACUUCCCAAACACCUCAAUCUCAACCCACAAUUCUCACCCAACCGUCACUCUUGAUCUCACCCUCCCAAACCACCACUAUUCUUCUCAUGAUAUUCUCGGAAGAGGUCUUUCUUCCAACACCAGAUCAUAUCCGUCCACGUGUCUCAGCUUUUCCUCAUCAUCUUCUUCUUCCUCUUCUUUGGAGCCUAUUAUUAGUAACCCCUACAAUGGCUACUUGAACUAUAGAAAUUAUCCAGUUGGGUCCAAUGGAAACUACAAUAAGCAACUAUUCUAUCAACCUUACUUGAACAGCAGUAGUAGUACUACUACUAAUAAUAAUAAUCAGAUCAGUACGGCUUUAACAAAUCAACAGUCGUUGACAGAGACUAUAGCUGCCGCAACUAAGGCCAUUACAUCAAACCCAAAUUUCAAAUCCGCUUUAGCAGCUGCUCUCACGUCAUUUGUUGGUAAUGGUGGAAGUCAUGGGGCCUAA